AAGAUUAUGGAUCAAAGAGAAAAGGAAAACUUUUAUCGCACUUGUACAGUGAUAGUGGAUCAUAGCAAGGAUUCCUUAACGGAACUGAUAGAAUGUGAUCUUGCAAAUAAAAGUUUAUCAUUCGAACAAUACAUAGACCUACAUAAGCAUGAUAUUUAUCAUCUUUGUAAUAACAUCCAUCGCUGUUGUCAGUGCACAGCUGCAUAUAUAUUGCCCCGACACCGAGUUUUACAUUUAUCACAACUGGAACUUCUUCUGGAUAAAUAUGGUUCAAAAUUAGCAUGUCAUCGUUCGGGGAAAAAAACAGGGUUUUGUUGUUGCUUUGCGAAAUCAGGAGUUAGUGUAGAUAUAUUAGACGUUACGUUAGCAAAAUGUCUUCUUGUCAAUUUUUCACUCGAGGUCUUCUGGUAUGGGUGCAUGACAAGGACAGGGGUGUCAUUUGGGGACUUUCUAAAUACAAACAAACAUACAAUAUAUCAUUUAAUGAGAGUAAAAAGUCACUGUUGUGAGUGUCCUACCGGGUACAAUUUCCCAGUUCCGACUCCACUCAUCUCUAAACAACAAUGGGAGUCUUUGUGGGAUAGUACAAGUAGAUCCUGUGUUAGUCAUGCAUCCAAAAAAUAUGAGAUUUGCAACGUCAAAGCAAAACGUGGAAUUGACAUUUCACAUCUUGAUUCAAGUUUUAGCGGUAUACUUCUUGAAAAUCUCUGUCCAACACGUAUAGCAGUUGAAGAUUUGGUUUACAUACGCAACAACGUAUAUGGACAUGCUUCAAAAGGCAGCUUAACAGAUGCAGAUUAUAAAACUUACAUGUUUAAAUUAGAGAAAGCCCUUAAACAAAUAGCUACUGUCUGUAACAGAGUCAGCAAAACAAUGAAUAAAUUUGAAGACGCGAAACAACGCCCAUUUGACGAAAUACUACUUAUAAAGUACCAAACUCUUCUCAUGGAACAGAAACAAACAGAUGAAGAAAAUAAAGAGCACAUAGACAUGGCAAAAAAUAGAAUACUUGAAAGAUUAGAUUCAAUUGAGAAGUCUCAGUCUGGACAAAUGCGAGACGUUUUAUCAGCAGUCAAAGAUAUAACUAAUUAUGUUGAUGAAAAAGAAAGAACGAAGAAAAAAUUACAAAAUGAUACUCAUUCAAGUGUUAAACGUCAUUUAAAGGAAGGUACAUUCGUUGAACAUUCUGCAGUUCAAGUUUGCAUCGACCGUCUAGAAAAAAAUGGCCGUGUAGUGAUCAGUGGACCUCCAGGGGCAGGAAAAUCUAGACUAGCUAUGGAACUGCUACACCAAUAUUCAACAAGUUAUAAUGCAUAUUCUGUUAUGCAGAUCUUCAAUUUAACAGACUGGCAAGAUUUAAUGCAUGAAAAGGAUGAAUGUAUUGUGCUUUGUGAUGAUAUAUUUGGUAAAUCAAACUUUAAUUAUACAGACGAUUUGCAUGGAAAGUGCAUCGAUUUCAUUUAUACAUGUGUUGAUAGUGGAAAUGUCAAAGUUAUUAUAACAAUGAGAAACAGCAUAUUAGAGAAAAUGCUAAAGAAAACCAAGUUAAAAACCAGUCAUAGGUUAUUCAAAGGUGAUUUUAUUUAUUUAGAUUCUAAUAGAUUUCGGUUGACAGAAAACAAUAAACGUACAAUUCUGCUUAAAUAUUUCAAUUUGAAUAACAUUAAAGUAACCGAAGAUCCAGAGAAAGAAAACUUUAAAAAAAUAGAAGUUAAAAAUUCGGAUGCUUCGCCUUUAUUCCAUCAAAGUACUUUAGAAGAAAUAAUCAUGUCAGAUGCCAGCCCAAUUUUAGGUUUUCCUCAAGCAUGUUAUUUAUUUUCAUCAAAUAGAAAAUUUACCGUACAAGGUCCAAUUUUUUUUAAACAUGCAAAUGAAGUUCUUCUCGAAGAAAUUCGAGACAUCAAAGAAAUUUGCGAUACUAACAAAGAUUUAGACUUUACUAUGCUAGUUUGUGUAAUGUUAAAUGGGAACACUUUUGAUAUAACAGAAAUUAACAAAAGUGAUAUUGAAAAAACAUUUUCUAUGUGUCAUCCGGGGAUGUCUAGACUUGUUACUUUAGGUGAAGUUGAAAGAUGUGUCGACCAGUUGUGUGGUUCUUACUUAAAUAAGCAAAAAGAUUCAUACUGCUUUCAACAUCGCACAUUAUUUGAGGCUGUUUUUCUUGUUUUUCGCUCCUUCACCAAACAGUGUGUAAAUUAUGAUAAAAUACUGCAACUCAUGGGCUUUGAAUUUAUUGUUGAGAUGACAAGGUCAUACGAAUACCAAGGUGUAGAAGGUGAAGUUAUCUAUAGGGUACAGUCUGAGCACUACGAAUUAUUAGCACAACAAGUGAUAUUCCAUUUAACUGAGAAAUACUUUGAAGACCCAUAUACAUGUAUCAAAUUGUUAUGUGAAUCUCCAAUAAUUCUGUUUACUUGCACUAGUAUAAUUAAAUAUAUUUGCAAGUUAUAUUGUGAUAGACAAGUAUCGCAGUUGUUCAAAGGCAACACAUACUUUUCUUUGAGUAUUCCAAGAAGCUGUAAUGAUUUAUUUUACACACAAUGCUUCAAUAUAUCUGUAGCAUUUUUUAUGUUCUGCGUUGACAGUAAAGAUGUUUUAGAAUACUUAAGGACCGAGAUUGAAUCCACAUUGUCUUCGUCUGAUCGUCAUUCAGUUACACAUUGUGCUCAGGCUAUAAAAGUAGCUUUUUUGUUUUUAUGUAUAAUGCUAAAGGUAGAUAAAGCUGAAAUUUUGUGGCAAAUUAUGAAAUCAAACAAUAUUAAACUGAGAGAAUUGCCACGACAUUUUUUAUUGAAUUUUCAUGUUAUAUUGCAUAAUGAAUACGUGUUAAAACUUAUCUCAGAAAUAGUUGACGAUUUUAGUAUAUUUGAUGUCAAUGAAUUUUUAAAAUGUAUAAUUUUGGACAACGUUGAAGUAGAAAACAUAAAAUGGCUCACUAAAGCAUUUGAUACCAAGCUAUUCGAUAUAUCAAUCGCUAUGGAGAAUGCAUGUGCUAUUGGAAAUAUGGAACUUGUUAAAUUUUUGUUCGAUUCGUUUGACCAAAGUCGUUUUAACAUGAAAUCGGCGCUGAACGAAGCAUGUUGCAAUGACAAUCAAAUUGUAGUUCAAUAUUUAUUCAGCGUAUCUGAUAGUAAAGCAUUUGACGUUAAAACGGCAAUGAUUAUUGCAUGUGGUAGGGGAAAUGCUAGUUUAGUAAAUUUCCUACUCAAAACGUCGGGUAAAAGCUUUUUAAAUAAAGACAUGACUCUGAAUGCAGAUCAGAAUGAACUUGUGAAUUUCUUACUAGAUAUUGUGGACGAUACAUUAUCAUCAUCUGAUAUAAAGCCGCAGAUCUACAACGAACGUGACUCUGGUGAAAUAGAAAUGCGGAAAGCUUUGUUUGAAUCAUAUGACCACGAUUUGCUUGAUAUAAAAUUGAUAAUGACUUGGGCUUGUGGUUAUGGUAAUAUUGAGCUAGUGACAUUUUUAUCAGAAAAUUUUGAACAUAGUAGCUUUAACAUGAAAUCGGCAUUACAUAAGGCAAUUUCAAGGAAUAACAUACACAUCGUAAUGUAUAUGUUAAAACAGUUUGACGUUACCAUGUCUGACCUUAUGACAGCAAUGAGAAUAGCCUUUGAAAAGGAAGAUAAAAAAAUAACAGAAAUAUUAUCAGAAAAGAUGAACCAUAGUUCAUAUGAGAUGAAGUCAUUUUUAACAGAAGAAUGUAAAAAAGGAAAUAUUCAAUUUGUUAAAUACUUAAUAAAAAAUAUAAACAAUGAUUUCUUUGAUAUGAAAUUAGCAAUGAAUGGCGCGUGCAUCAGUGGUAAAGUAGAAUUGGUUAAAUUCUUGCUUGAUACUUUUGGAUCUAAAAAGUUUGAUAUGGAAACUGCUAUGAAUGAAGUAUGUGGUUUCAAAUGUGGUAGUAAACAAGUCGUCCGAUUUCUGUUAAAGGCUUGUGGUAAUGACAUGUUUAAUUUGCUAGCGGCGUGUAAAAUUGCGAAACGAUCUGGAAAUAAUGAGUUAGCAAACAUCAUUUCACCCGAUGCAGAAAGUAGCACUUGCAGCAUUAAUUAAUUAUCAGUAUUCAUACAAUAUACAUUAUUAUCAGCAUUUAAAGUUCCUUUUUUCAGAUUGCAGAAUGUUCUAGUGUUAACAAAUUUUCAGUAUAUUUGAAUAAUCGCCUUUGUCCACAAAUAGGUACAAAGUUUCUCUGCUACUGAUAUUAUUUUAAACAUUAGUAAAGUCAUGAAGGAAACAAAACUAGUAUAAUACAUUUCCCUGGCUUUAGGUUGGACUUUUGUGUGCUGAAACAGGUGAAAGAAUUCAACUUUGGAGCGCUGUGAUUGGAUGCAAUGCUAUAAUAUAUUUUUUUUUAUUUUAUUUAUGAAUAACUUCAGUUUGUAUAUUUACAAUAUAUAUUUUGAAAAACAUUAAAAUAUUUUCUAGAUUAUAAUUUGAAAAGGCUUCCAAAUUUUCAUUAAUUGGAUGUAAAAUGACGGUGGGCAUGGAUACCAUAAACAAGCUUCAUUAUUGACUUUUGGCUUCAAUUUCUAAAAAAAGAAUAAUAAAGUACUAAUAUCACACAUAACUGUUUUGUUCAGGUUUUUAUUGUAAAAAGUGCACGUGGUAAAUUUAGAAAAUGUUAGUGUUGUCGACUAUGGAAAUAUAAAUACUACCGUGACGGUUUUACCUAGAGCAUCGUUUUUAUCAAAUCACUUUGUCUUCAGGUAAUAUUAACACGUAUUGAAAAUCAGGCAUGGGGUAAUGCAAAUUUGUAAUUGUAAUGCAUGGUAAUGCAUUACAUUUUUCCAAGUAAUUGCAUGUAAUGUGUAAUGCAGCAAUUUUUGCAUUAAAAGUUGUGUAAUUUCAUGCAUUACAAAGCAUUUUUUUCACAUACUAUAAUGUAUAUUUCACAGAUUGUUUGAGAUUUAGCUAAAGCAGAAGUUAAGAUUUCUGGAUUAAUUAAGAAAAUAAUCAUUUGGAUAUUGACUUUUUAGCUCACCUGGCCCAAAGGGCCAAGUGAGCUUUUCCCAUCACUUGGCGUCCUACGUCCGUCGUCGUUAACCUUUACAAAAAUCUUCUCCUCUGAAACUACCAGGCCGAAUUUUAUCAUACUUGGCCACAAUUAUCAUUGGGGUAUUUAGUUUCAAAAUUGGUGUCCGGUGGCCCGGUCAACCAACCAAGAUGGCCGCCAUGGCUAAAAAUAGAACAUAGGGGUAAAAUGCAGUUUUUGGCUUAUAACUUAAAAACCAAAGCAUUUAGAGCAAAUCUGACAGGGUUAAAUUGUUUAUCAGGUCAAGAUCUAUCUGCCCCGAAAUUUUCAGAUACAUCGGACAACCCGUUGUUGGGUUGCUGUCCCUGAAUUGGUAAUUUUAUGGAAAUUUUACUGUUUUGGUUUAUUAUCUUGAAUAUUUUUAUAGAUAGAGAUAAACUGUAAACAGCAAUAAUGUUCAGCAAAGUACGAUUUACAAAUAAGUCAACAUGACCGAAAUGGUCAGUUGACCCCUUUAGGAGUUUUUGCCCUUUAUAGUCAAUUUUAACCAUUUUUCGUAAAUCUUAGUAAUCUUUUACAAACAUCUUCUCCUCUGAAACUACUGGGCCAAAUUGAUCCAAACUUGGCCACAAUAAUUUUUGGGGUAUUUAGUUUAAAAAAUGUGUCCGUUGACCCGGCCAUCUUGGUUGCAACCAAGAUGGCCGCCACGGCUAAAAAUAAAACAUAGGGGUAAAAUGCAAUUUUUGGCUUAUAACUAAAAAACCAAAGCAUUUAGAGCAAAUCUGACAUGGGGUUACAUUGUUUAUCAGGUAAAGAUCUAUUUGCCCUUAAAUUUUCAGAUGAAUCGGACAACCCGUUGUUGGGUUGCUGCCCCUUAAUUGGUGAUUUUAAGGAAAUUUUGCUGUUUUUUGUUAUUAUCUUGAAUACUAUUAUAGAUAGAGAUAACCUGUAAACAGCAAUAAUGUUCAGAAAAGUAAGAUUUACAAAUAAGUCAACACGACUGAAAUGGUCAAUUGACCCCCUUAGGAGUUAUUGUCAUUUAUAGUUAAUUUUUAACAAUUUUCAUAAAAUUUGUAAAUUUUUACUAACAUUUUCCACUGAAACUACUGGGCCAAGUUCAUUAUAGAUAGAGAUAAUUGUAAGCAGCAAUAAUGUUCAGUAAAGUAAGAUGUACAAACACAUCACCAUCACCAAAACACAAUUUUGUCAUGAAUCUAUCUGCUUCUUUUGUUUAAUAUUCACAUAUACCAAGGUGAGCGACACAGGCUCUUUAGAGCCUCUAGUUUUUAUUUGAAAAGCAUACUGUAAAAGUGUUUUAUUGUUGUCAAAUCAUCAAUUAAUACCUUUUAAUGAUUAAAUAACAGAAAAUAGAAUAUUGUAAAAAAUCACUAAUUAGUUUUUUUUGCAAUCAAUCUUUUCACCAUUUUGACACUUGGUCAUAAAUUAAGCUCGUUGUUUAUAAUUUAAUUAGGAAAGCAAUUAUCAGUAAAUAUUUUUUAUUCGAAUUUAUUAAACAAAUGUAUAUUUAUAAAAGUAACAUUAGUUAAAAAAAAUAUAAAACUUCAUGUCUGUAAUUUCUUUUUAGAGAAAGCACAGAUAUGUAUACCUUGAAACCCUUAUGAUGUUAAAAUGUAAUAGUUGUAUUGAAUAUACUUUAAAUGUAAUAUGUAUACGGAACAGUUAUUGCAUAUGCUAGAUCUUUUGUGACUUCAUGUUGUUUUUCAAAAGGUUUGAUUUUUUUUUCAUUUACAAAUGUAAUGUGUAAUUCAAUGCAUUACUUUGCAAAAGUAAUUGUAAUUUAAUGCAUUACUUUGAUAAAUGCAUGUAAUUGUAAUGUAAUGCAUGGUUUUGUCAAAGUAAUUUUAAUAUAUUGCAUUAAUAUACUGCAUUACAUUGCAAUGUAAUUCGCCCGAUACCUGUUGGAAAUGUCGAUUGAACAUACAUCUUCAGCAGGAUGAGAAGUCAAAACAAAAAUGUAGCCUAACGUCAAGUUUGGAAUCUGUUAAAUUUAUUUCUAUUACUUUAUUCACCUUUCCGAAAGACUAUGCAGAUAGCUUGUAUAUAUUGUCACUUGAGACGACUUGUUUUUAAUCUCAACGCUGAAACGGCUACUUUUUGGAAAACUGUAUAUAAAUUUACAUAUUUUUUUCGAGUUACAUAAAACUCGAAUUACGGAUAUUAAAACCUCAUUCGUUUUUCCUGCGGAGCAUGUUAAAAUUGUAGAUAUAUUUAUUGAUAUUGUAAAUGUAAAUUAUAGUAAGGAAUAUAUAAUGAUAUUGAGAAAAAUUGUAUCGGAAAAAAAGACACAUUUUAAAGAAUAUGCCAUUUAUUUUAUAUAUGAUUAUCAAAGUUUUUGGUUAAUAGUCAAGUAUUAUGUCGAAAAUUGUCAUGUACAUUAUAAAGUUUCAUUUUAUGUUAGUUAGUAAUUAUAUAGACAUAAUUUCUUACAAAUGAUUUAUAUACGCGUUCGUUGUACAUUUAUCGUAGGUAUUAAAAAAAAACCGAUAAAAGUAAGAUAUCCAGAAUAUCCGUACUGAAUAAAUCUUUCAUUCUCCAGCAUGCUAUUCAAAUAUGAUCAUAUGUUCAGUACUGCAAAUUUCAUCCAUUUGUAUCUGUGCAUUUAUUUAUUUAAAGCUGUUGGUAUUAUUUUUUUUUUUGUGCAUUUGACGAACAAAUUCAUAGUACAUGUAAUUAUUUUGUACAGGACUAUUUCUUUCUACAUAUUAAA
This is a messenger RNA of Mytilus trossulus (common blue mussel), 7700 nucleotides long. RefSeq lists its product as uncharacterized. The record is from RefSeq and is a predicted model, not a curated record. Lineage: Eukaryota; Metazoa; Mollusca; Bivalvia; Mytilida; Mytilidae. Bases 7 to 4053 code for a protein of 1348 amino acids. The transcript has 4 exons. Gene Ontology annotation, molecular function: protein binding.